Molecule: messenger RNA, 4290 nt
Organism: Heterocephalus glaber (naked mole-rat)
Lineage: Eukaryota; Metazoa; Chordata; Mammalia; Rodentia; Bathyergidae
Gene: Slc35f6
Product: solute carrier family 35 member F6
Biological process (GO): transmembrane transport
Cellular component (GO): intracellular membrane-bounded organelle; membrane
Molecular function (GO): transmembrane transporter activity
Source: RefSeq, a predicted model, not a curated record
GGCGAGCAGCGCGGGGCGGGGCUGGGGCGGGUCACGUGACGCCCGGCCCGGAAGCGUUCGUGCUGGAGACCCCCGGGUGACCCCGACGAGAGCUGUUGACUCCCGAGGGUCCCUACGAUUCCCACCAUGGCCUGGACCAAGUACCAGCUGUUCCUGGCCGGGCUCAUGCUGGUCACCGGCUCCAUCAACACGCUCUCGGCAAAAGAGCCAGGCCUGUGAUCACAGUCAGCGUGGCCAGCCAGUUCACAGAGAGCACCUGGACCUACCAAGUGCCUGGCCGUCCUCUGGCUGCCUUUCUUGUGGGCGGACAACUUCAAAGCAGAAGGCUGUGGAGGGAGUGAGGAGCACAGCUUCCAGCACCCCUUCCUCCAGGCAGUGGGCAUGUUCCUGGGAGAGUUCUCGUGCCUGGCUGCCUUCUACCUGCUCCAGUGCAGAGCCACGGGGCAGUCGGACUCCGGUGUGGACCCCCAGCAGCCCUUCAACCCCCUUCUUUUCCUGCCCCCAGCCCUCUGUGACAUGACGGGGACCAGCAUCAUGUACGUGGCCCUGAACAUGACCAGUGCCUCCAGCUUCCAGAUGCUCCGAGGUGCGGUGAUCAUAUUCACAGGACUGUUCUCAGUGGCCUUCCUGGGCCGGAGGCUGGCACCUAGCCAGUGGCUGGGCAUCCUGGCCACCAUCGCGGGGCUGGUAGUCGUAGGCCUGGCUGACCUCCUGAGCAAGCACGACAGUCAGCACAAGCUCAGCGAAGUGAUCACAGGGGACCUGUUGAUCAUCAUGGCUCAGGUCAUCGUCGCCAUCCAGAUGGUGCUAGAGGAGAAGUUCGUCUACAAACACAACGUGCACCCGCUCCGGGCAGUGGGCACAGAGGGCCUCUUUGGCUUCGUGAUCCUGUCGCUGCUUCUGGUGCCCAUGUACUUCAUCCCCGCUGGCUCCUUCAGUGGAAACCCUCGAGGGACCCUGGAGGACGCCCUGGACGCCUUCUGCCAGGUUGGCCGGCAGCCACUCAUUGCCCUGGCACUGUUGGGCAACAUCAGCAGCAUCGCCUUCUUCAACUUUGCAGGCAUCAGCGUCACCAAGGAACUGAGUGCCACUACCCGCAUGGUGCUAGACAGCUUGCGCACCGUGGUCAUCUGGGCCCUAAGCCUGGCACUGGGCUGGGAGGACUUCCACCCACUGCAGAUCCUCGGCUUCUUCAUCCUCUUGAUGGGCACAGCCCUCUACAAUGGGCUGCACCGCCCGCUGCUGGCCUGCCUGUCCCGGUGCUGGCGGCCUGCCCAGGACAGCGAGCGCGAGAGACUGCUGGGUGGCAGCCGGACUCCCAUCAACGAGGCCAGCUGAGCUUCCCUCAGGGAAGCACUGCUACUCGGUGGCCCCUCUUCACCGAGGCCACACGGGCCCCGGGCCCCGAAGGCCCUGCCCCCUCCCUCUUGGCUGACCCUAAGGCAGCUGCUGACACAGAAGAAGACUUGUCGCCUGAAUCCUCUUUUCUCCCCACUGCCUUCGAGAGAGUGUGAUCCAGUCUGUCCUGCAGCACCACAGCUAAAUCAUGAGCUUCAGUGGCAGGAACUUACAACCACAGUGUUUCUGAAUGAUAAACUGGAUUAUUGUGAUAGAUUAUCUAGCUUAAGAGCCAUCCAAAAAAGGGAAGUCAGUGAUCAAGUUCAAACCAGAACGAAGCACUGUAUUUUCUAAAAUGUGUAAAAUGUUUCCUAAACCUGUCUAGGGCACUGGUUUCAGCCCAAACUCCGCUGCAGACUCAGAAAGUGCACCGCAGCCUGUUAGCUCCGGAAAGUGGGUGUCCACACUUCGGCCUUUGGUGCCCUCUGGACCCCGCAUCCUGUGGGCCUCUGGUCUGGACCAACCCAAGACAAGAGGAAGAGCGCCCGUAUCCCUCCCCGUCCUGUGCCUGGCCUCAUCUCCAUUGCUCCCCUGCUUCCCUGCCUGGGGAUAGAUACAAGGGCAAUCCCAGGAGGCCUCUGAUGAUCUUUUCAUGAACUUCAUUUUAAAGGUGAGGAAACUGAGGGCCAUGGUGUAAGUUGUUUGGGGAGGGGGUCUCCUGCCAUCAGCUCUAGCCGAGAACCUGGGGAAGCCCCAGCCAGGCAGCCAUGUGACUGCAGCAGAUGGGACCUAGGGCACAUCUGGAUCUCAGCCCUGCCCCCGGAAACCUGGAUGCCUGAAGAGGCCCAGGAUGGCAGGCUUCCUAGGAUUCCCACAGUUAGGAGAAUUCACUGUGGGAGGGGCCUCUGAUGAGUGAGGCCCACAGGCUGUGUUGGAUUCCAGCAGGUUGUUUCUGUGUGUUGAGGGAGGGGCCUCUCCAUUCCCCCAGCUCUGUGUCGCAGGGUCCACUGUGUGUCUCACAACUGAGGCCUUAGAAGGUUAUUUUGAACUUUAUUUUUAAAAAAGAAAUGGAAAGUUGGCAGUAUUGGACAUUUGUUUUGUUUUGUUUUUUGGUACCGGGGAUCGAACUCGGGUCCUUGGGCUUGCGCAACAGGUGGCAAAACCACUGAGCUAAAUCCCCAGCCCCAGUAUUAGAUAUUUUGUGUGUGGUGAAAGGAAAGGCUCAAAAGGUAUUCCUGGGGGUGGCAUCUAGAAUGUGGAAAGCUCCAGUGUACCAGAAGCUUAGAAGUCCCCUCGUCCGAACGCAUUUGUUCAGAUGGAGACAGUAAAGCCCAGAGAGUUGAAGGAACUUCCCCAAGGUUACACUGCUGGCCGCAGGCAACACCAGGUGGCCUGGUGCUCUGUCCUGGCCCACCCUAGGCUCAUACUGGGAGCCCAGCACUGUGCACCUGCCCUAGGCUGCCCCACCUGCAUGCUAAAUUUCGAACUGUUCAAGAAGGUCUUUGGGAAACACUUGGCCUUUAUUUGAGUGCUGCUCAGGGGGAUUCAGUGUUUGAAAGGUGGGAUUAUAAAGGGGUUUGUGGUGAAGGGUAGCAGAACAUGGGGGAGGGGCUGGCCCAUCAGACCUGCUGCCAGCUCAGGCGAAUCGCCUUGCCUCCAGGAGCUUGGGGUCUUCACAUCCCUGCCGCAGCGAGCCAUCUCCGUCUCACAGGACGGACAUGGACAUAGCCUUAGAGGGCAGACUUGAAGGUGCUUGUUCUGACCCCUGAGGGUGUCGCAUCCGAGGCUCUGAGGUCAGCAGAGGCAUUGCCCACUGCAAUCCCAGAGCUUCACGUGGAGGGGCAGAACAUUUUGUUCCAGCUCUACUGUAGAGUGAAAUAUCGAAUCACAUUGAGGGCCGGAGAUUUAGCUCAGUGGUUCUGUCACCUGCCUCGCAAGCACAAGGUCCUGAGUUUGAUCCCUGGUACCAAAAAAAAAAACCCCAAAUCAAAUCACAUUGAUAGUAAAACAGGACACCUGGAGAGAUGUUUAUGCUGACAGUAGGUGCCCUCAUCCCCCAAGAGACUGUGCAUCUGGAGAUAGGGUGGGCUUGAGGGCCUUUCGGGAUCCUGCCAGUAGGGUUGAGGGAGCUGAGGACCUGCAUGCCGCUGCUGCUGAGUCUGGCAGUGCCCCACAUUCUGAGUGCAGAAGGGACCCCCGAGAGGUGGGCAUUCUAUUGCAGGCUAUAAACCUGAAAUCAACUGACAGCGGACUUCUAGAGAUUUUGAUUCAGCCUAACUGAAACAUCUGCAUUUCCAUGAACUGCUUUGUCCCCUCCCUGCCAGAGUUAUCCUGGGGAGAAUUGGUCUGGAUUAGCCCUCAGGCCUCUCUCCUGCCAAGACUGCCCAUGGGCAGACCCGGCCAGGUGGUUCCUCGGGCCUUUACUUGGUCCUAAGGUCAGUGGAGGAUUUGGCCAUGAAUAAGUUUGUAAACCACUCCGGGCAUGGUGGAACAUGCCUGGAAUUCUAGCUAUUUGGGUGGCUGAGGCAGAAAGAUCACAAGUUCAAGGCCAGUCCGGAUAACUUGGCAAGACUCUUCCUGAAAAAAGAAAAAGGACUGAGGAUAUAGCUCAGUCCUCCAUGCUUCCAGUUCCCUGAAAAGGGGGCGGGGGCCUUACAACCCAACCAUCUUCGUUAAGAAGUUACCCAAAACGAAAAGCCAAUUUUUUUGUACUGGGGAAGAAACUCAGGACCUUCGAGGCAGGCACAGUGCCACUGAGCUAAUCCUCAGCCCAAGACAAAACUUUUUGGACAUGGGGAACCUGAGUCCCACCCUGAGUGUGGUGCUUCUCAGUCUCCCCCACCCCGAAUUCCCCCUGAAGUAGCCUGAACCUCAGACAAGAACAAAUGGGAACCUGGGGUUGGGAAGGGUCUAGAAGGGCUGUAUAGACCAUAAUACAUUUUCUAAAUCCUG